AUGGCAGAUGAAAAUAUUUUGCCAUAUCCUUACGAAUUUUAUGAUUUAACCGAUGAAGAAAAGAGUCUUAACGAUAAACUUCACAAUUAUCCAUAUGAAUUAGCUCGUCUUGGCCCCAAAGGCUAUAUAGUCACCAAAGCUUUCAAAAAGGAUGCUGCUAACAUCUACAACCUGCCUUUAAGGUCCAGCGACAUAUUUGUCACCACUUAUCAGCGAUCAGGAACAACGUGGACUCAAGAAUUGGUGUGGCUUCUGGCAAGUGACCUAAAUUAUGAGAAAGCGUUGACUGUUCCACUCAUCGAAAGAUAUUCAUUUCUGGAAAUGUUCAUGUUUAUGCCUGACGCAGGAUUAGAAAGUUUCAUGAAGGUUGUGAGUCAGAAUAAUGAAAAUUUUAAUAAGGAAACGACGAUGCAAAUGGUUGAAUGGCUCCGUACUCCGGUAACGCGCAACCUAGCCUCAAGGCCCUCACCUCGCUUUAUAAAGUCCCACCUUCCCAUGUCCCUACUGCCUCCAAAACUUUUAGAUACAGCAAAAAUGGUGUACGUCGCACGAGAUCCCAGAGACGUGGCUGUAUCAUUCUAUCAUCACACCAGGCUAUUCAUGCAUAAUGGUUUUAAAGGAACCUUUAAGCAGUUUUGGCACCUAUUCUGUGAGAGUUUAUUGGUGUUGACCCCAUUCUUCGAGCACGUCAAAGAAGCUUGGGAGAAGAGACAUGACCCGAACAUGCUCUUCCUGUUCUAUGAAGAUUUGUCAAAGGACUUACCUGCUGCAGUUAAACGCGUGGCGGACUUCUUGGGUAAGAAGUUGGAUGACGCCCAAACAGCUGCUCUCUGUGACCACUUGAGUAUAGAGAACUUUAAGAAAAACAAAGCUGUCAACUUUGAGGAGCUCAGAGGACUCGGAAUGUUCGCAAAAGACGAAGUAUUUAUUAGAAAAGGUAAAGCUGGAGGCUGGCGAGACUAUUUCGACGAGGAGAUGACACAACAAGCUGAGAAAUGGAUCGAGGACAACCUGAAGGACACAGACCUGCGCUUCCCCACUGUCAAAUAA
Molecule: messenger RNA, 1050 nt
Organism: Spodoptera littoralis (African cotton leafworm)
Lineage: Eukaryota; Metazoa; Arthropoda; Insecta; Lepidoptera; Noctuidae
Source: the annotation of a GenBank genome assembly